UAUAAUGCAUUAAUAAAAGACAGUAAAAAUGUAAAUGUUAAUAAUCUGGUGCUGACGCUACGAGUCGGGUUCAUUACCGGAAACGGCACUAUUUCCGGGUCCAGACGCGCCAAAAGAAAACAGUUGCGUGUUCCUGCAACAUGUUCUCUGAGAGAAGAGUGGACACUUGACAUAAACACAACGGUUUUUCCAUGUUGAAGGAUGAGAGGAGGACCAAGUUCAAGCAUCCUUGAGCAAAUCACUAAACCUCCAACAACUCGAAGAAGAUGAGUAAGUGGGGAGAGCGACUGAAAAAGGUUGAGCAGCUCGCUCAGUCCUUCCAGCUGAAUCCUCUGGCCGAACAAUACAAACCUCGGCUGUGGCCAUGCCAGCCUUCCUCCAUCUGGAAGCUCUUCCCUCGUCAAAGUAUGGCUAUCAGCUUCGCUCAGAGCUGCAAAGAGACUGUACAUGUUUUUGCACUUGAAAAGGAAAAGACAUCCCUGGGUCAAAGGAUCUUCCUGGUGACCAGCUACAGUGAGCUGUGGCAUUACUACAGGACCUACCCACAGUCCUUGAUGCACUGCUAUGAGGUGAUACCAGAGGGCGCUGUUUGCAAACUUUACUUUGACUUGGAGUUUCACAAGCCUUCAAACCAAGGGACUGAUGGUAUAUCCAUGAUGUCUUCACUAAUCCAGUAUGUUUGCGACAAGUUAAUGGAAGUUUAUGGGAUUGAAUGCUCUGCAAAAAAUAUCCUCAAUCUCGACUCCAGCACAGAUGAUAAAUUCAGUCGACAUCUCAUCUUUAAUCUGCAAAAUGCAGUUUUCAAAGACAACCUGCACAUGGGCAGGUUUAUCCAUUCAAUUCUUCAAUCGGUCCUGAACACACCCAAAAGCAGCCUGAGCGUUGGGAUAAAUUCAGAGGAGAAAAACAGUGACACAGGAACACCUGCUGUGUCUGAAGGGACGGCAGCGGCAGCAGGUGAGACGUCUGGGAGUCCAGAGGCCAAGCGGCGCAAGCAGGAAGAGAAAGACCUCAGCUUCCUCCAGGUGAAAAACAAAGAUGGCCAACCAUGUCUCUUUGUCGAUCUUGGUGUUUAUACCAAGAACAGAAAUUUCCGUCUCUACAAGUCAUCAAAAGUGGGAAAGAACGCUGCGUUCACGGUGGCAGACGACAACAAGUUCAUUCAAAGACCUGCGAAGGGAAUUUCUGCGGAGGAAAGCGUGUUCUUGGCCUCUUUAGUCUGUAAUAUAAGCUUCACAGGGCAAAGAAUUCUGACGUCGGACAAAUCUGAAACAAAGAAAUCCAAAACCUCGGGGGCUGACUGUCAGCAGGAAUCACCCACAGAUCCAGGCUCACUCUCUGGUUACCUGUCAUCCCCUUAUCCAGAAGUGGACAGCUUUGUAUUAACUGUGGUUAAAAAGGACGGCGUACAUGGAAGCAUCUGACGGUGGAACUACUUUGCUGCUGAACAGCUCGUUGUCUAUGACAUCGCAAAAUACCGCUGGUGUGCAAACGUGGAAAGGUUUCAUAAAAGCAACAACAUCAUGAUUGUUGUGGACCUCAAAGACGAAGCGUGGUACCAGAAGUGUCACGAUACCGAGUGCAGGAACUUCAGGUCCUCAAGCUACCCACUGCCACAGGAGAUCUGCGUCAGCUACAUCAUGACUCUGGACGAGGAAGACCAGGCCUACUUAAUGGACGAUGCUGGCAACAUUGAACCCAGCCAGGCCUCGAACCGGGCCCCACAGAGGACAGCGUGUCCAGAGCAGGAACCUGCAGACGGCUGGGGGGACGGAAAGGAUGACCAGGACUAUUUGGAGAGCCUGGACGACUUUGAACAAAAAAGCGUGGAUAUCUCUGAUCAGCUUCUGCUCAAAUGUAUGGCAGAUUUUGACUCCGAAUAGAGGGUUUGGCUGCUGCCCCUCAGUUGCACAGCAUGCAACAAUCUGAUGCCACAUGUACUCAAAAUUAAAGAUCAAUGGGGCCCUUCAACAUGUAUAUACUUACAGGAAGCCAUUUCCCAAUGUCUCCUGUGUGCAGCCAUCCGUCGUCGUCGAUGGUCUCUGCAGUUCUCUCGGGAUCUUUCAGGUAUCCCUGGAAAACAUUUGGUCCUUUGACACAGAUCUGGAGGGAGAGAGGAUAAAAUGAAUGGAAAUCAUUUUUUUCGGAUAUUUUUGAAGUAAGCACACAUGCAGAUUAUAUCAGCUGUUUAUCAACGCUAGGAGCAAUGACGGUUGGUCUGUUAACUGCACCAUUUUAGUACAGACUGCAAUAUCUCAGAAAAUAUUAGAGGGGAUUUUCCUGAAAUUUCCAAACAGACAUUUAUGAUGCCUAGAGAAUAAAUCUGACAUUGGUUAUCCUUCACCACCAGCAGGGCAAACAUUCAGCUAAACCUGUGAAAUGAUUCAGUAUCUACUUGAUGGAUUUCCAUAGAAUGUAUUCCCUUUAUUUCCCUCAGGAUACAUUGCUAUCAUUUAAGGGAUCCCCUUUUAAUGUGGCGCCACCCUCGGUUUAAAGUGUUAUAAUUGUCUGACACUUGAGUUGUGCAGCCAUUGGUAUUUUGCAGGUCUACUUUGUGUUUAAUGCUUAUUGAAAAACACAUGAACAUUGUAAACAUUAUAUUUUUUGGACAGUAGCAUGUUAGCAUUGUCAUAAUGAACAUGUUGACAAAUGUACUUAUUCAUGUGUUACUUGCCUUAAUGUUCUGCUGCAAAGAAAAGUGUUUUAAUAUCCAAACUACACUUUUAUUAAUGAUUUAAUUUACAGUUUUUCCAAUUUGUUUUGAUUAAUUCUGCCUGAUAUGCAGCUUGUAGAGUGAGCUUCGCUACCAUGUUCACUAUAGUGAAAGUAUACUUACCAUCACAAAUGCAAUAUUUCUUUUUGUAUAUUCUUUUAAGAGUGAUUGGUAUGGCAGUGAGGCUUCAUGUGAACUCACUUGUUUUGGUAAUAAUAAUAAUAAUUAUACAUUGCACUACGCAUUCAUUAUUUCUACCCAAUACUGUUGUUAAUUACAAAGCCAAUAAAUAUUGUUUUCCUCCACUGA
This is a messenger RNA of Eleginops maclovinus (Patagonian blennie), 3022 nucleotides long. RefSeq names its product primase and polymerase (DNA-directed) (gene primpol). Gene Ontology annotation, biological process: replication fork processing; mitochondrial DNA replication; response to UV. The transcript has 16 exons. The record is from RefSeq and is a predicted model, not a curated record. Gene Ontology annotation, cellular component: mitochondrial matrix; nucleus. Lineage: Eukaryota; Metazoa; Chordata; Actinopteri; Perciformes; Eleginopidae. Gene Ontology annotation, molecular function: DNA-directed DNA polymerase activity; chromatin binding.